This is a messenger RNA of Rhinopithecus roxellana (golden snub-nosed monkey), 855 nucleotides long. It is a transcript of the gene MRPL34, whose product is annotated as mitochondrial ribosomal protein L34. NCBI's taxonomy places the organism in Eukaryota, Metazoa, Chordata, Mammalia, Primates, Cercopithecidae. The record is from RefSeq and is a predicted model, not a curated record. Gene Ontology annotation, cellular component: mitochondrial large ribosomal subunit; ribosome. The transcript is spliced from 2 exons. The coding region runs from base 94 to 372 and encodes 92 amino acids. Gene Ontology annotation, biological process: translation. Gene Ontology annotation, molecular function: structural constituent of ribosome.
GAAACUACACUUCCCAUAAUCCUUUGUUCCAGGGUUGGGCUCCUCUGGGCUCCGGAAUCGCCGGCGGCCGGGCCUGCGGGACCCACUGAGGACAUGGCUCUCUUGGCUGGAUCCCUGUUGGGCCCCACGCGUAGGUCGGCAGCGUUGCUGGGUGGCAGGUGGCUCCAGCCCCGGGCCUGGCUGGGGUUCCCGGACGCCUGGGGCCUCCCCACCCCGCAGCAGGCCCGGGGCAAGACUCGCGGAAACGAGUAUCAGCCGAGCAACAUCAAACGGAAGAACAAGCACGGCUGGGUCCGGCGCCUGAGCACGCCGGCCGGCGUCCAGGUCAUCCUUCGCCGAAUGCUCAAGGGCCGCAAGUCGCUGAGCCAUUGAGGAUCGCCAUGCUGUCGGCGGGGCCCCUAUAGAAGCAUCGGCCUCACCUCGCGACCUUGCCUGGCGCUGUUUUUGCAGGCAGCUGGGGAGCAGGAACGCCUCGGACCUGAGUACUCUCCGUAUUGUGGGGUUGAAGGCUGGAUGGGAGCUUGCCAAGUCCCUUUUUACGCUUUUUAAUUAGGAAGCAUUUCGAACCUGCGCAACAGACCGAAGAACAGUACAACGAACCUCCUUGUACCCAGUACACAGCCCUGACUACCGACCACCUACAACCCGUCCCUGCCCCAUCCUUGGUUCUUUUGAAGCUGAUCUCAGGCAUUGGAUUAUUUCUUCUAUAACUAUUUCUUGUAUCUCGGAGAGAAUGUAUCUCUCCAAGAUGAGAGCUCAUUAAAACAUAAUUACAAAGCGUAUCACAUCCAAAGGAAUUAUCAAUAAUUUUGAAGUAUUGUUAAACGUGUAAUAAAUGUUCAAAGUUCCAGUUGC